GGAAAAGCUAGGCAGAGAGGCAGUAGUAGCAUUUGUCAUUUGCCACUAAUGGCACGCCAUGCUCCAAAUGUUGCGCUUGGCCUGCUUCUAUUUUCGCUUUUACUUCGAUUUUCUGUUUCAGAGAUUAUUUUUGAAGAGCGAUUUGAAGAUGGAUGGCAAAGCCGUUGGGUAAAAUCAGAUUGGAAAAGAACUGAAGGAAAAGCUGGAGGAUUUAAGCACACAGCUGGAAAGUGGUCCGGUGAUCCUGAUGAUAAAGGUAUUCAGACGUCUGGUGAUGCCAAACAUUUUGCAGUAUCAGCAAAGAUACCUGAGUUUACAAAUAAGAACAGGACAUUGGUCCUCCAAUACUCUAUAAGAUUUGAGCAGGACAUUGAAUGUGGUGGUGGUUACAUAAAGCUUCUCUCUGCAUUUGUCAAUCAAAAGAAAUUUGGAGGGGACACCCCAUAUAGCUUAAUGUUUGGGCCAGAUAUAUGUGGCACACAAACAAAGAAGCUCCAUGUUAUACUUUCUUACCAGGGCCAGAAUUACCCUCUCAAGAAGGAAUUGGAAUGUGAAACAGACAAGUUAACUCAUUUCUACACAUUUAUUCUUAGGCCCGAUGCAAGUUAUAGUGUCCUCAUCGACAACCGUGAAAGGGAUUCUGGAAGUAUGUAUACAGACUGGGAUAUUCUUCCUCCACGCAAAAUCAAAGAUCUCAAAGCUAAAAAGCCUGCUGACUGGGAUGAUAGAGAAUAUAUUGAGGAUCCUAAUGCCAAGAAACCUGAGGGGUAUGAUUCAAUUCCAAAAGAAAUUCCUGAUCCUAAAGCUGAAGAGCCUGAUAAUUGGGAUGAAGAAGAGGAUGGUAUUUGGAAACGACCAAAGAUACCAAAUCCAAAAUACAAAGGACCAUGGAAACCAAAGAAAAUCAAGAACCCAAAUUAUAAAGGGAAAUGGAAGAUUCCUUAUAUUGAUAAUCCAGAGUUUGAAGAUGAUCCUGAUCUUUAUGUGCUUAAGCCAAUCAAAUAUGUGGGCAUUGAAGUUUGGCAGGUCAAGGCUGGUUCAGUUUUUGACAACGUUUUGAUCUGUGAUGAUCCUGAGUAUGCGAAACAAGUGGUAGAUGAAGUGUUUGCCAACCGAGAGUUAGAAAAAGAGGCGUUUGAAGAAGCAGAGAAAGUGAGAAAAGCACAAGAGGAAGAGGAAGCUCGAAGAGCGAGAGAGGAAGGUGAGAGGAGAAGAAAGGAAAGGGGUUACGAUAGACGAUACCGGGAUAGGGAGCGCUAUAGGGACAGAUACAGAAGGCAUCCACGUGAUUACUUGGAUGAUUAUCAUGAUGAGCUUUGAUGGGUCUUGCUUGCUCCUGCUUCCCCACUUGUGGUGCUGUUACUUGUCUUCCAUGUGGACUAUCAUGGCUACCGAAGCUGAAUCAACGGAGUUUAGGGGUGGCAGUUUUGGUCCUAAAUUGUUGUACAAUUUUGUGUUGUCAUUCUGCUUGGAAAACUACCAGUUUAUAAUAACACACAUUUAUAAUGAGUUAUUUGGUAUUAGAAAAUUUCCAAGGAUAAUUCAUGCAUUAUUCUGGUGGACUCCUGGCGUAUAGGGCAAAGAGGAGAUUGGGCAGAGCUGCUCAGUAGUUAGGUUUCUUCAGAACAUUUUGCAGUGGCAAGUCCACGGCAAAAUCUUCUUCCUUGAAAAAUUUCCACAUUGCAGAAAUAAUCA
Molecule: messenger RNA, 1695 nt
Organism: Theobroma cacao (cacao)
Lineage: Eukaryota; Viridiplantae; Streptophyta; Magnoliopsida; Malvales; Malvaceae
Product: calreticulin-3-like
Biological process (GO): ERAD pathway; protein folding
Cellular component (GO): endoplasmic reticulum; endoplasmic reticulum membrane
Molecular function (GO): calcium ion binding
Source: RefSeq, a predicted model, not a curated record